Adineta steineri is the source of this 1476-nucleotide messenger RNA. The record is from the annotation of a GenBank genome assembly. NCBI's taxonomy places the organism in Eukaryota, Metazoa, Rotifera, Eurotatoria, Adinetida, Adinetidae.
AUGACGAACCAAACCGUCGUCGGUGAAUCUCUUCCAUCCGUAGAUAAUACUGAUGAAAAAAAAGGCAUUUGGGCAUCUAUUUUACAUGAUGUUAAAUCAUCAACAAAAAAAGCACCUACAACAAAAUCACUUGUAGUACUUGGUGAUAAUGAGAGCGGUCGAACAACAUUAGUAGCUAAAUUACAAGGAAAUGAAGAUCCAAAACGAGGUGCUGGUCUUGAAUAUCAUUAUAUUGAUAUUAAAGAUGAUGAUCGAGAUGAUACUCCUAAAUUAGGUGUAUGGAUUCUUGAUGGUGAUAUUGUUUGUUCAUCUCCAUUACUUAAAUUUGCAAUUAAAUCAGAUACAGUAGAAAAUACUGUUCUUGUUCUAGUUGCUAGCAUGACACAACCAUGGUCGUUAUUAUCGACAUUAAAAAAAUGGGUAACACUCAUUGAUGAACAUAUUGAACGAUUAAAAAUUGAUUCAACAUGUUUACGUGAAAUGCGCGAUCGUCUUCAGUAUGAUUUUCAACAUUAUACUGAACCUAAUGAUUCAUCUAUAAUGACGGCAUCAUCUUCAUCAUCAGCAACAAUAAAAAAUGGUACAUCUACUGGUCGAAUUCCAAAUUCACUUUCAUCUAUUUCAAUUGCAUCAACAACAACACCUAUAAAUAUAAAUAUUAACGAAGAUCAAAUUGUUUUACCACUUCCUGAUGGUGUAUUAACGAAAUCAUUUGGAAUUCCAAUUAUUGUUGUUAUUACAAAAUGUGAUGUAAUGCCAACACUUGAAAAAGAAAAUGAUUAUAAAGAUGAACAGUUUGAUUUUAUGCAAUAUCAUUUACGAAAAUUUUGUUUAGAAUAUGGUGCUGCAUUAUUUUAUACAUCAGUAAAAGAAAAAAAGAAUAUUGAUAAAUUAUAUAGAUAUAUUAUACAUAAAUGUUAUGGUUAUUCAUUUCAUUCACCAGCUGCUAUUGUUGAACGUGAUUCAAUUUUUAUUCCAGCUGGUUGGGAUAAUCCAAAAAAAGCGGAAAUUUUAUUAGAAAAUCUUCAUCGACUUAAAUCAACUGAUAACUAUUCAGAUGUAUUCGUUAAGCCCGUUGUUCGACGGCCGUUACAACGUGAUAAUGAAACUGUUACUGCUGAAGAUGAUCAAGAGUUUUUAUCUCGUCUUCAAUUAACAUUAAAUAGAGCUGCAUCACCUGGAAGAAAUGACGAAAAUUCAACACCUGUACUUACAAGAAAUGCAAUGACAUCAGGUGUAAGUAGUGGUAUGGGCUCACAGACACCAUCUAUGGCUGGUCGACCACGAAAUCAACCGAAUGUUACACCGGGUGGUACAAGCACAGCAGCGAAUGAAGGUGCUUUGGCUAAUUUCUUCAAUAGUCUUCUAACAAGAAAAUCAGGUGGUCCAGUAACUCCGACAACUGCUAAUUCACCUGCUACUCAACGGCAAAGUAAGCAGUUUGCUCUUCCUCCCCGACCAUCAAUUACUAGAUAA